Molecule: messenger RNA, 903 nt
Organism: Cordyceps fumosorosea ARSEF 2679
Lineage: Eukaryota; Fungi; Ascomycota; Sordariomycetes; Hypocreales; Cordycipitaceae
Exons: 1
Coding region: 1-903 (300 amino acids)
Source: RefSeq, a predicted model, not a curated record
AUGGCCGUCCCACCACAGGCCACACCGCUGCUGCUCACCAAGCGGCUCAACGCCUUCCUCCGCGCGCACGCGACGCCGCAGCUGCCCACGCUGCUCCUCACCACCCACCACGGCAAGCUCCUCGCCCACGCCUCGCUGUCCACCGGCGCCGGCGCCGCGCAGCCGCCCGUCGCCGUCCUGCGCACCCACGCCACCGUCGCCGCCUCCCUGCUGGCCAUCCACACCGCCUCCUCGGCCGCCCUGCCCGGCGCCCUCGACUCCUCCACCUCCCCCCCCGGUGAAGACGACGAUGGCGAGAGCAGCAGCUCGCUGCCCGAAGACGACGACGACGACGACGACGAGACGGCCCGCGGCACCGACGACGACGAGGUGGAGGCUGGGCGCCGCCGCCACACGCACGCGGCGUCGACGACGACGACGACGACGAUGGGAACGGCGGUGAAGCCGGUUACCAUCACGGUGCAGCUCAGCGGCGGCACGGUCAUCAUCCGCCGCUUGCGGUGCGGCCUGCUGCUCGUCUGUGUCGGGCCGUCGCCCUCCGCGCACGAUGGCGCCGCUGCCGCCACCGCCGCGUCCGCGUCAUCCUCCUCUGCGCCGCUUCCGGGGUCGUCGGCCGGCGUCGCGGAGCUUACGCAGGCGCUAGAGAGCGCCGACCUGGUGAGCGCCGAGACGGAGAGCCUGACCAGCGUCGGCGGCCAGGCGUCCGCUACGAGCGGCGACAGCGCUGCCGCUGCCGGCGCGGCGGCCGCGGCCACCGCUCCCUCGGCCUCGGGGUCGUCAACAUCCUCGGGGUCGUCAUCGUCGGUGGUGGCCAUGCGCAGACACGCCGCCGAGUUGGCUCGCUGGCUGGAUGAGAAGCUCGGAACACUGACCGUGCCUGAGGACAGAACAGGCGCCGAGUAG